Messenger RNA from Microdochium trichocladiopsis, 1104 nucleotides. RefSeq lists its product as uncharacterized. The transcript has a single exon. NCBI's taxonomy places the organism in Eukaryota, Fungi, Ascomycota, Sordariomycetes, Xylariales, Microdochiaceae. The record is from RefSeq and is a predicted model, not a curated record. Bases 139 to 1104 code for a protein of 321 amino acids.
CUGGUUUGUUCGCCCACACCUUGCGCCUGACACCUCGUGCGUGCAUCCGCAGGGGUCUGGCAAUGAUGUGGCCACAAACAAAAAUAAAACGGCCAAAGGCGGGCGACAUUGGUGAAAGGCGACCUGACCUGACCAUGUAUGUCAUCAGCAGCAUGGCAUCAUGAGCAUGGGCCGGCCCAUGGGCACCCACUCGCUCUCAUGGCUGACCCUUGGAGCGUCAUUGUCCUGAGCUUGCUGGCAGUAUCCUGCUCGCCUGCCGGCUCGCUGCAAAUGACGACGGCGACGACGAUGAUGAUGAUGAUGAUGACAAACAAUGCUGGCGUACAAGACACUUGGUCUCAGGCCGAGCUCCACUCCGUCCAUACCUUAAAACCAAGUGCCGGCCGACAGCUGGCUCAAUGGUGCACGAAGUGCGGUGUGGCGCCUGGGGCGCCUGCGAGUCUAUCUUGGAUUCUUGGGCAGUGGCCGACAGCACGAAUGUGGCAUCUUCCGAGACCGGCAGAUGAGUGCCCAGACAGGACAUCUGGGCCACAGAAAAGAACAAGCCAGCCGGGAGUGAAUGACGAGCCCCUGGGCCGUUGUGGUGGUGAAGGCACCAGUCAGGCUGGCAGCACUGGCAGUGUCGAGGACACAGAGGACGAGCGAGAGCCAUACAGCCGGGCCAUGGACUGGAUGCCUCCACCGGAGUGCAGUCCGAACCAGCACACGCGCUAUUGCUGGGGACAUGCCUCAGUGUGCCCAGGUGGCUGUCUGAGCUGGUGCCUUACGUCAGAGGGGUGCAGACUGACAGAGCCUACCCCUCCAUUGGCCAGUCAGCGAUCGAGCGUGCUGAAGGACUGUGGGGCGUGCCCAAGCGACCUUCGGGAGGAGGCCAUCCCUGCCGACGCCCCUCCCCUCCGCAUGCACGGGUGCCCCUUGCUGAGCGCACCGGCCACCUCCUCUGCAUGCGUGGUUGAUCCAUCAUUCUCAUUCUGUGUGUCACGGGCACAUCGGCCUCUGGUUACGCCUCUGCUCACAUGGCACGGUUGUCCGUGGUUGACUCUGGUCCUCACCUGUCUCUUGUCCGACUGCCUGCAUCUUGAAGUGGCAUUUCCCCAGGUCUGA